AUGCAUCUUUUGGAAAACCAGCGUCUCUCGUCUCUUUGCGUAUCAUUCAUUCUGAUUGUCCCAAUCGCUUCUCAGCGACAUGGAUGAAACAAAAGUACCCCAGAAACAAGCCAAUUUCCCUUCUGCAAUACCUCGUUGUCCUACCAAGACCGAGCCAAACGCCUAGUCUCGCUCCUAACCCUCCACGAAAAGGUGCAGCAAUUGGUGAACCAUGCAACCGGCAAUUCCCGGCUCGGUGUGCCACCAUACAAUUGGUAGUCCGAGGCGCUUCAUGGUGUAGCAAGUCAGGGGGCCAUCAUUUUCAAUGGACCAGUGUCGGGGGCCGCAAGCUUUCCUGCAGUUAUACUCUCGGCUGCAAGUUUCAAUUCCACACUGGGGUAUAAGUUGGGCCAGGUCAUGUCGACCAAGGCUAGAGCCAUGCACAAUGUUGGUCAAGUGGGGCUCACGUACUGGAGCCCCAAUGUCAAUGUGUUCCGGGACGCAAGAUGGGGGCGUGGCCAAGAAAUGCCGGGAGAAGACUCUCUGGUUGUGUCCAGAUAUGGGGUGAACUAUUUGAGAGGACUACAAGAAGUAGUGGAGGGAGGCAAUUAUACUGAUAGCAGGCUCAAGGUUUCUAGUUGCUGCAAGCAUUACACGGCUUAUGAUGUCGAUAGCUGGAAAGGUGUAGAUCGAUUUCAUUUUGAUGCACGCGUGACAAAACAGGACAUGAAGGAUACAUAUCAGCCACCAUUUAGGAGCUGCAUAGAGGAGGGGCGUGUCAGUAGUGUUAUGUGUUCUUACAAUAGGGUGAACAGUGUUCCUACCUUUGCCGAGCCAAACCUGCUCAAAGGAGUAGUCAGAGAUCAACGGGGUCUUGACGGCUAUAUCGUCUCGGACUGCGACUCAAUUGAGGUUUACUAUGAUCGCAUCCACUAUGCUGCUACACCUGAGGAUGCAGUCGCCCUUGCCCUAAAAGCAGGUUUAAACAUGAACCGUGGACAUUUUCUAAGCAAGUACACACAAAAUGCGGUAAACCAGAAGAAGGUGGAUGAGUCUGUUGGGGAUCAGGCCUUGGCAUACAACUAUGCAGUUCUCAUCAGACUCGGCUUCUUUGACAGAGACCCCAAAUCUCUCCCAUUUGGAAAUCUUGGUCCACUGGAUGUAUGUACCAACGAAAAUCAAUACUUGGCACUAGAUGCUGCGAAGCAGGGGAUUGUCCUUCUUGCCAACAAGGGAGCACUCCCACUGUCCAAAAGUACCCUAAAAAACAUGGCUGUCAUAGGACCAAAUGCUAAUGGAAAGGACAUGAUAAGCAACUAUGCCGGUACACCUUGCCGAUACACCAGUCCAUUACAAGGGCUGCAAAAGUAUGUGGGCACAGUGAUCUAUAGCCCCGGUUGUGCCAACGUGAAAUGCAGCAACAAAUCUCUUUUCGAGGCAGUGGUUAAGAUCGCCGCCACAGCCGAUGUUGUGGUUGUUGUGGUGGGGCUUAGUACAUCGGUUGAGGAUGAGGGGUUGGACAGAGUGAACUUAACAUUGCCAGGGCUUCAGGAAAAGCUGGUGAUGGAGGUGUCGGACGCGACAAAUGGGACCAUGAUUCUUGUUAUCACGUCAGCUGGUCCAGUUGAUGUUUCGUUCACAAAGCACGUGAGUAAAAUCAAGGGAAUUCUGUGGGUUGGAUAUCCAGUUCAAGAUGGAGGAGAAGCCAUAGCCCAGGUCAUCUUUGGGAACUACAAUCCAGCAAUUUUGUUCGGUGGAAGGUCCCCCUUUACAUGGUAUCCACAAGAGUAUGCCGAUCAAGUACCAAUGACAGACAUGAACAUGAGAGCCAACAGCUCUACUAACUACCCUGGAAGAACUUACCGUUUUUAUGCAGGAAAAUCCGUCUAUCAGUUCGGCCACGGACUGAGCUACUCCUCGUAUUCCAAAUUCGUCAUAUCCACCCCGUCCACUAUACUUGUCCAAUUGGCAUCCGCAUCCAAUCGACACAACAUUCUCUUUUCCAGCUCCAAAGUCCAAAUACCCUCGGACUCCAAUGCUCAAGCUAUCAACAUUUCAGCAAUCAAAUGUACAGACUUGCAAUUCAAUGUAGUCGUCGGAGUCAAGAACGACGGGAAAACAGAUGGGACUCAUGUGGUGCUAGUGUUUUGGAAGCCCCUGAGCUCACGAGUAUUAAUAACUGGUGUGCCGAUUCAGCAACUGGUGGGUUUUGAGAGAGCGGAGGUGAAGGUUGGCAAGACACAGAAGGUGACCGUGAGGGUGAACGUGUGCAAGCAUCUGAGUCUUGCAGACAAGGAAGGAAACAGACUUCUGGUCACAGGGCGACACACACUAGUAGUCGGUUCUCCAAUCGAGCGCCAAGCGAGGCAUCACUUCAAUGUCCGGUUGGAAGCAUCGAAGAAAAACUGAGCUCGAGGAAAAUCGAUGUAGUAUUCAUGUCACCACCUGAAGAAGCUACUUUGUAUCUGCAUCUGUACUGGAAUAAGAAAAAGUCCUAAGACCAGUAUUUUAAGACAUGACUUUAGGGAGAGAAUUUGGAGCAUACUAGAGCUGAAUAUAUGGUACCACCAGUUGAUAUAGUUAUUCAUCACCAGUUUAGUCAAUAUUUGCAUGAGAGAGGAAUUUACUUGGACAUUGUGAUGAAUUUACUUCCUUUUCAUUUUAAGCACAGAAAAUUAAAAAAACAAUUAAUCCAUAAAGGUAGGGAACGCUAGAGGAAGGGCUUGAA
This is a messenger RNA of Syzygium oleosum, 2707 nucleotides long. Its product is annotated as probable beta-D-xylosidase 5. Gene Ontology annotation, molecular function: alpha-L-arabinofuranosidase activity; xylan 1,4-beta-xylosidase activity. Gene Ontology annotation, biological process: arabinan catabolic process; xylan catabolic process. The record is from RefSeq and is a predicted model, not a curated record. Gene Ontology annotation, cellular component: plant-type cell wall. Lineage: Eukaryota; Viridiplantae; Streptophyta; Magnoliopsida; Myrtales; Myrtaceae.